CAGGAGGAGGAGGAAGAGGAAGGCAGUGUCAGUAUUGUAAAAGCAGUGUUGUGAUGUGGUAGUGUGUCUCCUGCUCCCGGAAUCUACACUAGAAUGACAUUGUAUUGGAUUUACAUGAGUGGUCGGUGAAGCAGAGAGCUGAGAAGAGCAGAAUGGAGGCGAUGUGGCGGGUGGUGGGCCUCUGCGUGCUGUUGGCGGCGUGCUGCAUGGCGGAGUUGUGUGACGUCACUUCGAGACAAGCCAUCAUCAUCCUGGACAUCACGGAGAGCCUGGGGAGUCAAGUGGACCAGCUGACAACGCCCCCCAAUCUGCCAUUCGAGGGCGACCCGCUGACGGAGGUGGAGUUAUCACUGGACGAGGAGGGCAGCAAGCAUUUCGCCCUCAAUGGAAGCCGUCUACAGCUGGUGGAGCCCCUGGAUAACGACCUCAGCCCUUCCACUCUACGCUUCCAGGUGUCAUGCAAGCCGCGGUCAGGCCCCGGACAGGUGAACUCCGUGCCUGUCAUCGUGCGAGUCACCGACAUCAACGACAACCCGCCUGUCUUCUCCGGCCUGCCCUACGCCGUCACUGUACCGGAGAUGACCCCUGUCGGCACCACCAUCUUCAAGGACGUCCACGCUGAUGACCUUGACUCAGGUGUGAACGGGCAGGUGUACUACAGUAUCAUCCCAGGCGACGGACGGGGAGACGCGACAGACGGGUAUGGCAUCUUUAGCAUCACUCUUCCCCACCAGGGCCUCGUCACCGUCAACAGAUCUUUGGACUUCGAAAGAUCUCCUGUUUACCACGUUACUAUUCUCGCCACGGACCGCGCACAGAAAGUCUCGGCUCGCCUCAGCACCACAACAACGCUCACAGUCAUGGUGGAGGACAGCGACGACCAAGAUCCGGUGUUUGAGUACGCCUCCUGCCCCAGGGUAGGAAGGAUCUGCGCCAACCCUGAGUACUCGGCCACAGUCACGUCCAUGGAAGUGUCUGGGGUGCUAAGUGUGAAGCCCGAAAGAAUAUUUGCCAAGGAUUUGGAUGCCAUUGGAACCCCCGUCAGGUACUCCUUCCUGUCUGGCCGCCCUGGGACUUACGAUCGCUACUUCGCCAUCAAUCCCGAAAGUGGCUCCGUCACCCAGACAUACGCUGUAGACCGCGCCGUCACCAGGCAGUUUGAGAUUGUUGUGAAGGCUGAGGAGAACAGUGAGGCCCGCAGGUUUGCCACCGCCAAGCUACUCAUCAAGGUGGCUGGUGUGGACGCCUCGCCGCCUGUGGUCACCGCUUCUUCCUACACCGGCAGCGUGGACGAGAAUGCCGCCCCAGGCACGCCUGUCACUGAUGACUACCCAAAGCCGCGCCCCAUCAUCCUCUCCGUCACUGACCCUGACUUGACCCCUGAAGAUGACCCACCUACCUACACUUGGGAGCUCACCACCACCGCCUUCCGCGUGGAUCCCGAGGGCGUGCUGGUGGUGGCAGAAGAGAAUCUGGACCGGGAUCCGCCCAACCCUGGCGUGUACACCUUCCAGGUGGUUGCAAGGGAGGCAGGAGAGGACGGUGUGGCAGCAGCCCCCAUCACCAUCACUGUUGUGCUCAAUGAUGUCAAUGAUAACCCACCAAGGCUCCCUGUGUAUCCACCUGUGUCCAUCCAAGCAGGGGCAGCUCGCAGGGUGGUGGCAACGAUCUCUGCCAAGGACAUUGAUGCAGGUGCCUAUGCUGAAGUGGAGUACAGCAUCUACCAUGUCUCUAACAAUGGUAGGGGCAAGUUCUCCCUCAAUGCUACAACAGGAGAGCUAGCAGUGGUGGGGCCGGUGGAGUCUGGCGAGCAGUAUUCCGUGACUCUAAGGGCAACAGACCGAGGUGCAUUGUAUGGCCAAAGUAUUCUUGAUGUCAUUGUGAACCGUGGACCCAACACUGGAGGCCCAGUCUUCACUCAGCCCCACUACUCUGUCACCAUCACUGAGGGAGCUGAGCCGACCUCUGCCAUCCUCACCCUCAGUGCACUGGAUCCAGAGGGUGAUGCAGCCAUCUACUCACUUGUUGGCGGUAAUGAACUGAACCACUUUGAGAUUGGCGAAAGCUCUGGAACGCUGAGGAUUGCUGACAACCUUGACCGGGAGAGUCUGGACUUGUACACCCUGAUUGUCAAGGCAGAGGACCCAGAUGGCAUGUCCAACACUGCCACUGUCACUGUUACCAUUGCUGACAUCAACGACAAGAACCCAGAAUUUGUGGAGCUCCCAUACUCCUUCAGGGUCAAUGAGGUCAAGAACGUGGUGGUGGGCACAGUUAAGGCAAUGGAUGAGGACACUGGGAUCUACGGUGAGGUGUCCUACUCAGUGCCGGAGGAGGCACUCUUCAGCAUUGAUGCCACCACUGGGGAGAUAAAGACCAAGCAGACCCUGGACUAUGAGAAACAGCAGGUGCACCUCUUGGUGGUGACAGCGCAGGACGGAGCAGCUGACCCACGCCUCUCCACAGCCACGGUGACGGUGCUGGUGAGUGACAUGGGAGACGAGUUACCCGUGUUCUCUCAGCGGGUGUAUGAGGCCAGCGUGCCGGAGAACCAGGCCGAUGCAGUCCUCACCACCGUUAAUGCCACUGAUCCUGACACUGUUCCUGCCAUUACAUACGUGAUGGUGAACGGAGACCCCAAGCUGUUCAGUGUGGAGCCCAAGAGUGGCCGCAUCACCACUGUGCGCGGUCUUGACUAUGAGGCAGCUCCACGGCACACCAUUGUGGUGGGCACCCUGGAGAACACACUGGAUAAUUCUCAGGCAACAUGCUCAGUGCUGGUGACUGUUCUGGAUGACAAUGACAACCCACCAGUGUUCAGUGUUCCCCUUCCACCCCUCACACUGCCAGAAGACUCACCCCCUGGUACACUGGUUGCUACUGUCCUUGCCACAGACGCUGAUGGCACAAGACCCAACAGUGAGGUGACUUAUGAGCUAGUGGGCUAUGGCAAGGCACCUGAUUACUUUGCCAUUGAUGGGGAGUCUGGUGCUAUCACUGUCAAGGUGGAUCUGCAGGCUGAGCAGGAGUCUGACUUUGAGCUACAAGUGGUGGCCAGUGAUGGAGGAACACCACAGCUCACCACCACCUCCACUGCCUCCAUCUCUGUGGUGAGGGUGGGGGAGGAACCGCCGCCCCCUGAGGUGUGGGCUACCUUUACGGAUGCCCACUUCUCUGCCGAGGUGCCUGAGGAUGCUGCUGCCAACACCCUGGUGAAGAAGCUGACAGUGCUGCACAGGCCUGACUCACCCAAGAAGUUAAGCUGCACCAUUACAAAAGGCAAUGAGGAAGGUUUGUUCAGCAUGGAGGUGACGGCGGAGAGGCACUGCGGCGUGAUGGUGGUUGGGGCGCUGGACUAUGAGAUGCGGCAGGACUACACCCUCACUGUAGUGCUGGAAGCUCCUGAGGCUCCUCCAGGCACCGAGAACAGACAGGCACAGGUCAAUGUGAGCGUCACUGACACGAAUGACAACAAACCAGAGUUCAUCUUCCCAUCACCCUACAAUGACCGCACGCAUGGGAAGUUCUUUGCCUAUGUGGCUGAGGACUCACGGAUAUCCACGCCUGUGCUGCAGGUGGCGGCUAAGGAUAAGGAUUCUGGGGAGUUUGGCACAGUUGAAUACCACCUGGUGCCUGAGAGCAACAGAGGUGGUUACUUCAGCGUGGGGCGAGACACAGGACUACUGAAGACAGAACGAGAGAUGUCUUCGGUACCCCGUGAGCUGCUGCCGUUCAACCUGUCGGUGAAGGCUGUGGACAACCCAGGACAGCGCGGAGGACCCUCCCACUUCACUUCUGUCCCUGUUAUUGUCAACUUGGUGGAGGACGUUCAUCGGAUGGUACUGGUGGUGGAUGGCUCACCAGAACUCGUUAAGGACAAUAGAGAUGGCCUUGUGGCAGUCUUGCAGGAGCACUCCAAUCACAUCAUUGGCAUCGAGAAGAUUGAGUCGCGUCGCUUCUUGGGCAACAACAGCAUUGUGGAGAGUGAUGCCAGCGCCACCGAUGUCUGGUUCCAUGUGGUAGAUGAGGCAAGUGGGCGGCUACUCCCUCGCCGUCACCCACAGCUGGAAAAAUUAGCAGAGGAGAAGAUGGAGAGACAGAAGCUGCUGUUCCAUGUGACAGCAGCGCUAGAUGGCUUGAGUGCCAAGGAUAUACGCCCUCCUGUCUUGCCUCCGGCUCCGGUGACAGAGCCUCCCCCGGUGCCUGUGCGUAAGGCAGCAACACUAGAGGGCAUCCAGGUGGCCCUCAUAGUCUUGGCAGGCAUCAUAGUGGUCAUGGGCGUGGUUGGCAUCUGCUACAUCUGUGUGCAGUGGAAGAGAUACGUGAAGCACCGUGAUGAGACCAACAAGGCAAUGGUGGUGGUGGCGCCACCCUAUGAAAGAGUGGCUGGUUCCGUCAUAGAGUCCACCAAGGAAUAUGAAGUGCAAGUUCUUCAUAUGAGUGUACCAAUGGACGAUGACUCAGUACAGGACCUCACUCUAGACUCCCGCCCCUCGCACCACUUCUCCAUGGAUAAUGUGUCCUAUAUAACCAAGCAGCAGUUGAGUGAUGAGAGCAGCAACAGGAGCAGUGAUGGCGGUGGCCACAUCCUGGAGGACCACCACUUAUCUCAUGAGGACUGGAACACACCACCAGGCCAACGCCACCACCUUGGCACCCACCAGCACCUGCCGCACAUAUCAGCCAUGGCGGCCUCCACUCCCUCAGGACGCAACCCUGCUUAUGAGCACUUCGAUGACCAUGACGAUGAGGAUGAGGGUGGGGAAGGUCCUCUGAGUGUCAGCGCGACUAAUGAGAAUGUGAUGUUUGGGCGAAGAGGACUGACAGAGCCUUCCCCUGUGCAGACUACCACGGAGCUUUGAAUGGAUGUAGUAGUGAAUUAAUAGUGAACUGCAAAGGAUGAGUGUCACAGAGGAAGUUGCAAGGGAGAGAAAUAACUGGAUACACACGAGAAAUGGCAAAAAGUUAAUAAUGAAAGAGUGCAAAAGAAAACAAUAAUAAUCUUGUCAGGAAUAAAUACUAACUAAUUCCUGUGCUAAAUGAACAAAUAAAUCUCUUGAGCCUAAUUCUUCUUCCCUUUCAUAGCAAUUUGUUGUCAAUGUAGCAGCCUCUAAAAACGAUGAAAUCCUAUCACUUGAUUAGUUCUGUAUAUCAGUGCUGGGAGAAAUGUGUAGAUGUUAACAUAUAAACUUCAUGGGUUUGUAUCAUGCUGCAGUGUCAUAACAGGUACUCCUAGAUAAUUUAGAAUUGAAAGCAUUGAAGUGAAGUCAUUAUGUCGUCUUAAUGGAUUCUUGAUGUUUUAACAAAGCAUCUGAAAACCUCCGAUAGGGUGCUGGUAAGAACACUGAUGAUUAGAAUUUGCAUUUUUAUACCAGUUAGUGGUGUAAAUUCUUUUAACAGUUAUUCUCAUUACUAUGGGUAUUCAAGUAAUCAAUUUUAACGAGUCCUUAGUUUUGCCCAUUUAAGGUUUCCGGUGACCCAUCCCCAUUAGAACCUGGGAACCCAUGAAUAUAAGCGAGAAAUAAAAUUAAUGAACCUUGAACCACCACCUCCCAUAAUCUGAACUCUGGUAUAAUGGAUUCAGUUCCUUGUGUGGAAAAAUUGAGUGAGGUCCCUCAGGAUUGUGAUAGGGGAAAAUGUGUUCCAGAGAGUAUUCCUGACUGUUCCUAAGUUACAGUUUGCUUAGUGAACGUUAACGAUGUUCCCCUUCUUGAAGUAGUUGCUGCAGCAGUUUCUUUACUGUCUCUCAUCAAUUAUUUUCAAAGGCCACAGAUAAUAUUAGCUGAGUUUUCAAGAGUUUCAAUAAUAUAAAGAAAUCUUGUUAAUGUGUCAUUAAAAGCUGUGCAUCUUUAAUUGUAGCCUUUGAAAAGGAGUUUGUGUGCAGCAGCAGCAUUUGAGUAUGUCAUCCUAAAGAUCAUAUAACGUAAUCUGACGUUCUGAAGCAACAGUAAUCCUCCCGGUGCUCACUCAUGUGCUCAAAUGGUUUACUAGUGUGAUGAAAUGUGAAGCAAGACUGGGGGACUAAUGAAACUAAUGAACUUCAGUUUAUCGUGUGAUUGUGCAAAGUGAUGAUGGCCAAACUUUAGCAGUGCCGUGUUGUGUUGUGUUACUUUCUUAUUUUGAUGCAAGGGUGUGUGUGUGUGUGUGUGUGUGUGUGUGUGUGUGUGUGUGUGUGUGUGUGUGUGUGUGUGUGUGUGUGUGUGUAAUUAAUCCUCAUUUACUUAUAUUGAUGUUAGUUUGAUAAAUAUUGUAUAAAAUUAUACAUUGAUUUAUUUUUUAACUUAGAUUUAGUUGUGUGUGUGUGUUGUACAUACAAGUAAACAAUAUUUGUAUUAAUACCUGCAUAAUACUGUACAUAGUCCAACCUAAAAGUUAAUUCCAUCCUGUGAACUUAAUGUUUGUAUUAUAGUGAUUGUACGUAAGCGAUCACUCAAUAAAAGUAAACAUUCCUC
Portunus trituberculatus (swimming crab) is the source of this 6452-nucleotide messenger RNA. RefSeq names its product cadherin-99C-like (gene Cad99C). Gene Ontology annotation, biological process: homophilic cell-cell adhesion. NCBI's taxonomy places the organism in Eukaryota, Metazoa, Arthropoda, Malacostraca, Decapoda, Portunidae. The record is from RefSeq and is a predicted model, not a curated record. Gene Ontology annotation, cellular component: plasma membrane. Gene Ontology annotation, molecular function: calcium ion binding.